AUGCAUCUUCGUAUUUGUUUGAUAGUGUGUCUUGCUUUAUCGACUGUUUACAGUCGUAAUAUUAAAAAUUCGAAAAAAACAUCAUUAUCAGAGGAAUUUAUUUCUGGAAUAAAUACCGUUCAAUCAACAUGGAAAGCUGCACCAUCCAAAUUUAUGCCAUGGUCAAAAGAUGCAAUAAAACGAUUAAUGGGUGUUCUACCAGAGCAUUUUACGCAAGUAAAACAUCUUGAUCCACUUGUGCAUGAUAUACCGAAUGAUUUACCAGACAAUUUCGAUGCACGUGAUCAGUGGCCUAAUUGUCAAUCAAUUAAAGAAGUACGUGAUCAAGGAAGUUGUGGUAGCUGUUGGGCUUUUGGUGCAGUUGAAGCUAUGUCCGACCGUAUUUGCAUUGCAUCAAAAGGAGCACAGAGUGUGCAUAUUUCAGCAGAAGAUCUUGUUUCAUGUUGUCUAUUGUGUGGUGAAGGCUGUAAUGGAGGUUAUCCAGUAGCAGCUUGGAAUCAUUAUAGAUUUACUGGAUUAGUUUCGGGUGGUAAUUAUAAUACAAAACAAGGUUGUGAACCAUACACCCUUCCAUCCUGUGAUCAUCAUGUGAAUGGAACUCUUCCUCCCUGUCAAGGAGAAGAGCCAACUCCAAAAUGUACUCAUAAAUGUAUCGAUGGUUAUCCAACACCAUAUACACAAGAUAAGCAUCAUGGUGAAAGCGUUUAUUCAGUUCGAUCAAAUCAAGAACAAAUUCAAACAGAAAUUAUGACCAAUGGACCUGUUGAAGCAGCGUUCUCUGUCUAUGAAGAUUUUCUUGCUUACAAAUCAGGUGUUUAUAAAUAUACAGCUGGUGAUUUUCUUGGUGGUCAUGCUGUGAAGAUUCUUGGUUGGGGUGUAGAAAAUUCAACACCCUAUUGGAUUGUUGCUAAUUCAUGGAAUGAAGAUUGGGGUGAUAAAGGUUUCUUUAAAAUCCUUCGUGGUUCAGAUGAAUGUGGUAUCGAAAGCAGUAUUGUUGCUGGUGCACCAAAGCUUACUUAA
Rotaria socialis is the source of this 1020-nucleotide messenger RNA. The record is from the annotation of a GenBank genome assembly. Lineage: Eukaryota; Metazoa; Rotifera; Eurotatoria; Philodinida; Philodinidae.